Cavenderia fasciculata is the source of this 1005-nucleotide messenger RNA. Its product is annotated as putative quinone oxidoreductase. The record is from RefSeq and is a predicted model, not a curated record. Gene Ontology annotation, molecular function: oxidoreductase activity. Bases 1 to 1005 code for a protein of 334 amino acids. The transcript has a single exon. NCBI's taxonomy places the organism in Eukaryota, Evosea, Eumycetozoa, Acytosteliales, Cavenderiaceae.
AUGAAAUCAGUAUUAAUUAAACAAUUUGGAGGUAUAGAGAAUUUGAUAAUAGGAUCAAUAGCAAAACCUGUACCAAAGGCAAACGAACUAUUGGUUAGAGUCAAAGCAUUUGCAAUCAACAGAGCUGAUCUAUUACAACGUCAAGGAAAGUAUCCUCCACCAGCAGGUGACUCUGAAAUUUUGGGUUUGGAGAUGAGUGGUGUCGUAGAGAGUGCUCCACCACAAUCAGCUGCAGGAUUCAAAGUUGGUGAUCGUGUCUAUGGUUUGGUAAGUGGUGGUGGCUAUGGAGAGUAUUGUACGAUCGAUGCUAGAAAUGCUCUUCAUAUACCUGCACACUUUACAUUUGAAACGGCUGCUGCUAUACCAGAGGCAUGGCUUACUGCCUACCAGGCAAUGUAUCUAGUUGGUGAUUUCCAAAAGAAUCACACUGUCCUCAUCCAUGCUGCUGCGUCGGGUGUUGGUAGUGCGUUGAUUCAGUUGGCCAAAGCUGGUGGUGCAGCUGCCAUCAUCGGCACGGCUGGAUCAGAUGAAAAGACUCAAUGGUGUAGCGAACUCGGUUGCACACACACGAUCAACUACAAAAACACACCGUCGUUUGCCGGAGAGGUUGAAAAGAUCACUCAAAAGAAGGGUGUCAAUAUGGUGUUUGACUAUGUUGGUGCCAACUAUUGGAACGACAAUCUCAAGAGUCUGGCCAUGGACGGUACCAUGGUGUUUCAAGGUUCCAUGUCGGGUGGUAUCGUCAAGGAGAAUGCCAACAUUGCCAACAUCCUCACCAAGCGUCUACGUAUCCUCGGAUCUACCCUCAGAUCACGUUCCAUCGAAUACAAACAAGACCUCAUCCAACGUUUCCACAAAACAUGUGAUCCACUCUUUGAAAAUGGUACCUUGAAACCAAUGAUUGACAAGGUUUUCAGUGUCAAUGAUAUCCAAGAAGCACAUCGUUAUGUUGAUUCAAAUCUAAACAAAGGUAAAGUUGUUGUUAAAGGUUUUGAUGAAAAUUAA